Messenger RNA from Hyalella azteca, 3863 nucleotides. Its product is annotated as calpain-A. Gene Ontology annotation, molecular function: calcium-dependent cysteine-type endopeptidase activity. Bases 43 to 1746 code for a protein of 567 amino acids. NCBI's taxonomy places the organism in Eukaryota, Metazoa, Arthropoda, Malacostraca, Amphipoda, Hyalellidae. The transcript has 11 exons. Gene Ontology annotation, cellular component: cytoplasm. The record is from RefSeq and is a predicted model, not a curated record. Gene Ontology annotation, biological process: proteolysis.
AUAUAGAACAUAAUAGAACACAUUAAGUUUCAAGGAGGUACGAUGGGAAUUUGUUCGUCAAGUUUACCGUGGGAGCAACCGACCUCGGACGGUGGCUCGUAUGGUGACGACAAUGAGAGAAAACCCAAUGUUUCGAAAAUGGUGAGAGGAGGAGGCAACAUACUUCCCAGCGACACAGCUGAUGUCCGCCCCAAGACUGGGGAGGAAGGGGAAGAAGAAUUACCUCAGGGGAAAUUCGUGAACGGGAAUCUCGGUGUUGUGGAGCCGGAUUACGUGGUGCAGCUGCAAAAAAACCUCGCCGACGGGGAGCUGUUCGAAGACCCUGACUUCCCAGCGGUGAUGGAGUCGGCGUUCUUCUCGAGCCGUCGCUCCACCACCAUUGAGUGGCGGAGACCGAAGGAGCUGGCAGAGAAUCCUCAACUGUUUGUGGACGGCAUCAACAGAAGAGACGUCGUACAAGGCUCGCUAGGAGACUGUUGGUUCCUGUCAUCUUGCUCUGCUGUAGCCAGAGAAAAGAAGCUCAUUGAAAGAGUGUUGGAUCCAAAUCAAGCACUGCACGGAGACAAGCACACAGGUCUAAUCGUCUGCAAGUUCUGGCGUUUCGGCAGCUGGGCGACGGUGUGCAUUGACGACCGCCUACCCACGCGGGGCGGCAAGCUGCUCUUCGCUCGCAGUUCCGAUGACAGCGAAUUUUGGGUGGCGCUCCUCGAAAAGGCCUACGCAAAACUUCACGGUUCGUACGAAGCCAUGGAAGGUGGACAAAGCAUGGACGCUAUGGUGGAUCUCACUGGAGGUCUCGCCGAGCGCCACGAUUUCGACGAGAAAGCAAAUCUUCAGAAAAUUUUCAAGCACAUGUACAAGCUUUUGCGCAAUGGAGCUUUCAUUACCUGCUCACGAAAGGGCGAUUGGCGCAUGGCGUACAAAACAGACGAGAACGGCCUCGUGGAAGGCCACGCGUACACGGUCACGGCGGUGACACGCGUGCGUCACAAAGACCUCGGAACCGUCAACCUCGUCAGGAUCAGGAACCCCUGGGCCAACGAUGCCGAAUGGAAGGGAACAUGGGGGGAAAACGAUCGCGUUUGGGAAGGCGUGUCAGAGACGCAACGAGCGAAGCUGCGUCAGCAAGAGCAGCAUGGCGACGGCGAGUCGUGGAUGUCGUACGAAGAUUUCGCGAAGCAGUUCGAGGAAGUGAGCAUCUGCAUGAUGGGACCGGACUUUGACGCUGACGGCGACACGGACAGAGUUGAACGGACUCGCGACAUCCAAGGAUCUUGGCGAGCAGGAAUUAACGCGGGGGGCUGUCGUAACAACUUCGAGCUUUUCUCCACGAACCCGCAAUAUCUACUUCAAAUUAUCGACACUGGCAGUAAUAGUUUGAACGAAGAAGACCUCGAUGACGAGGAAGAUGAUGCAGAAAACAACGGCAAAGCCAAUGUCCUGGUAGCGCUAAUGCAGGAGCACCGACUAUCCAUAAAGGACACGGGAGUGAAGAUGUACCAAAUCGCCGUGGUCAUCUACAAGACGGCUGACCCCGACCACAGGCUCCCGAAGAAGCACUUCAUGUACAACUACGAGGUAGGAACGUCAGGAGUUUACAUCAACUACAGGGAGGUUCUGGCCAGGCUCGAUCUGGAACCUGGAUACUACGUGAUCAUUCCAGCAACUUUCGAGCCCCAGUGCGUCGGAGACUUCAUGAUCCGUGUGUUCUCUGAUGGCAAUUUCACUUUAAAAGAACUAGUGUGAUGAGAUAUAAGUGUUGAGGAUAAUUUGCAAACAACAAAUUAUACAGUUAAAAGACACCCGAAUAGCCGAAAUUGGAUACAUGCACGUGAUAUUCCUAGAAGUGCUAACUGACGGGUUUGUUGCUAUUUCAAACUGAUAGUUUGUUAUUUUUUUAUUUUUUUUUAUAGUUCCCAGAAUUUCUUGUUGUCGUGUCCCUCUCUAAAAAUUACCGCGUACCGAGAACAAGGCAUAUUUGUUGCAAAAAAUUAGUAUACGUUGCAUUUUAUUUAUUAUCCGCUAAUGAUGAUCGCGUCGAGUACGAAUAAUGUUUGAAUUUAAUUAACGGUUGCCGAUGGAACCUGGUUGAAGACGUAGAGCGGAAGAAGAAUAAUCUAAUUCCAGCCAGAUUAUCUUUUGUUACUUAGUGAACAUUUUUUUAUGUAAUGGAUUACUAAAAGUAGUUCGUGUCGAUUGAGUUUCAUGACCUCGAAAGUGUUCGCGAAUCACAUUCUGGAAGCUACUGCGUUAAUGAUUCUACUUAUGAAAGUUGAAACUUUUCAAAUUAUUUCAGUCUGAAUUAUUGAAAUCAAACUUAUAGUAGUGUGCCAUUUUCAGAAUUUAACGCUAAGAGUCUAAUAGUCUAAAUCGAGGCUGGAUGCCAAAUUGUAUCUUAGUGGAUAAUUUUUAGACUUAGCCAAAGGUAUUAUGUAAAGAUAAUAAUUUGAUUGCAACUAACAUUACGUAAGCACAAAAAAUAUAGAACGCGUUGAUCACAAUUCACUUUAAAUUUAUCACUUCGUUAAGAGUCGACAUUGUUUCUUCAUUAGUUGUCUUAGUGAUCAUCAAUGUAAGCUUACAUUCGCCAUUUAUUUACUUCAUUAAUUUAACAGGCAUCAUUCGUUUAUCUAAAUCCUUUGAUUUGCAUUACACGUAUUAUAAGAAGACUGACUCAAUGAAAUUUCUCUAAGCAUUGAAGAAUACGUCAUUUCAAACGAUGAUUAUUCAAACAUAUAUAUUCGCUACGUAAUGUUUAUUGUCAAUAGAAUAGCUGGGAUGCGAGCUCUUGUAGAUGACGAGCUAAUGCACAAAGAGGGACGCUAUUGUGCGUCCAGUCAGUUCAACUACAAAUUAAUGUAUAUCAGUUAUUUACGGUUUUCGAUGAUUUUUAUAGUCAAGAGGUGAUUUAAAUCAUAACUAUGAAGAUCUAUAAUCGAUAAAUUUUCGUUUAUUCUGAAUCUUGCUCUAUUAUCGCAUGACAUUUAAAGAUUCUCGUCUGACAUUUGAUGAUCAUAACGGCGGCGUUUUUGUGCUCUCAAUCUCGACCAGAAAAUAAGAUUGUUUCACUCGAAACUGAUGCGGAACACGAAACUUUGUCAAUUAUGAAUCAACCGACACCUUGCAUGAUAAUUUAAUCUGUGAUACCUUCUACAGGCUAGAGGCAACUUUGUCUCUAGCUAGAAGUAAGUGAAUGGAAAGACUUUGUUUACUAAUAAUACUGUGAUCCAUCCUAUACUUCAUACCAUGUUGACGGGUAAGAUUGUGAAAUGCUGGCCUAGUGUAUCAAUGAUGUUAGAUGUUAUUAGUUGCCUAUCUGCUGGCGUGCAUAUCAAGUUAUCAACAGCGUUUUCUAACGAUUAUCUGCUGACGUGCAUAUUAACAGCGUUUUCUCACGAUUAAAAGCUUUUAUCAAUUUUAUAAAUACCCUAUCUGCAAUAAAGUCAGUCACCACUGGACUCAUUUCAGCGCCUGUCAGCAAAAACUAUAUAAUUGUGGUCUAUGUAACUUUGUGGCUCAGAUAUGUAACUUUAUGGCUCUGGGUAAAACACAAAAUGUGUGGAAUCUUGUUUUCAGGAGAGUAUAUAAUUUCGUUUGUAAGAUAUAACGUUUCUAUAGAAUAAGUAUUAAAGUAGUAGCUUUUCUAGCGCUUCAGAAAAUCUAUUCUAUUGCAUGACGCAGACCUGUGAAGUGAAUACUGUAAACUCGAGUGCCAUUGACGGUAGGCACGCUAAAAUAAUCAAAUUUUUUCCAUCAUUCUAGUAAGCGUGUUCGAGCAGUUUUCCACGCAAGUGUUCCGAUUUUUAUCAGGUCUUUACCAUGGAGUCUAAACACGAGCGUGUUCUUCGACGAAAAAAUUUUCA